CUUUUCUAUUUUAGUUUCCCGGGUCACGUGAUCCUCCCAGCCAGUGAGAGCGCUGCCGAAGUAAUGGCAACAACCUUCUGGGAUAAAUGUGGACUGCCAGCUGCCGAUCUCGCUGUUGACAGUAAAAGCAGAUAUGUUCCUUGCUCACUGCCAUUAGCAAUGACCAUGACCCUUCACACCAAAACCUCUGGAGUUACCCUGCUGCACCAGAUUCAAGGCACUGAACUGGAGACACUGAGCAGACCUCAGCUGAAGAUUCCCCUGGAAAGAUCGCUCAGCGACAUGUAUGUGGAGAGCAACAAGACAGGAGUUUUUAACUACCCAGAAGGGGCCACUUACGAUUUUGGUACUACCGCUCCAGUGUAUGGCUCUACUACUCUCAGUUAUGCCCCUACUUCAGAAUCUUUUGGGUCCAGCAGUCUGGCAGGAUUUCACUCACUGAACAAUGUCCCACCAAGCCCUGUGGUGUUCUUGCAAACGGCGCCCCAGCUCUCACCCUUCAUCCAUCAUCACAGCCAGCAGGUACCCUACUACCUUGAAAAUGAACAGGGCAGCUUCGGGAUGAGGGAAGCUGGUCCUCCAGCCUUCUACAGGCCAAGCUCUGAUAGCAGGCGUCACAGCAUCCGAGAGAGGAUGUCCAGUACUAAUGAGAAAGGAAGCCUAUCCAUGGAGUCCACCAAGGAGACCCGGUACUGUGCUGUGUGCAACGACUAUGCUUCAGGCUACCAUUAUGGGGUCUGGUCUUGUGAGGGCUGCAAAGCUUUUUUCAAAAGGAGUAUUCAAGGGCACAAUGACUACAUGUGUCCUGCUACUAACCAGUGCACCAUUGACAAGAACAGAAGAAAGAGUUGCCAAGCCUGCCGACUAAGAAAAUGCUAUGAAGUGGGAAUGAUGAAAGGUGGAAUCCGGAAAGACCGCAGAGGUGGGCGAAUGAUGAAACAGAAACGGCAAAGAGAGGAACAAGAUUCCCGGAACGGGGAGGCUUCGUCUACAGAGCUGCGAGCUCCCACCCUUUGGACAAGUCCACUAGUGGUUAAACAUAACAAGAAGAACAGUCCAGCCCUGUCCUUGACAGCAGAACAGAUGGUCAGUGCCUUGCUGGAAGCUGAGCCACCCAUAGUUUAUUCUGAAUAUGACCCAAAUAGACCAUUCAACGAAGCAUCUAUGAUGACCCUGUUGACCAACCUGGCAGACAGAGAAUUAGUGCACAUGAUCAACUGGGCAAAGAGAGUUCCAGGAUUUGUGGAUUUAACACUCCAUGAUCAGGUCCAUCUACUGGAAUGUGCCUGGUUAGAGAUACUGAUGAUUGGCUUAGUCUGGCGCUCCAUGGAACACCCAGGAAAGCUUUUAUUUGCACCUAACCUAUUACUGGACAGGAAUCAAGGGAAAUGUGUAGAGGGCAUGGUGGAAAUCUUUGACAUGCUGCUGGCUACUGCUGCUCGGUUUCGCAUGAUGAACCUUCAAGGGGAGGAAUUUGUGUGCCUUAAGUCCAUCAUCCUGCUCAAUUCUGGUGUGUACACUUUUCUUUCCAGCACCUUGAAAUCCCUGGAAGAGAGAGACUAUAUCCACCGUGUUUUGGACAAAAUCACGGAUACUCUGAUACAUUUAAUGGCUAAGUCAGGUCUUUCCCUGCAGCAGCAGCACCGGCGUCUGGCUCAGCUUCUCCUCAUUCUCUCUCACAUCAGGCAUAUGAGCAACAAAGGAAUGGAGCACCUGUACAAUAUGAAGUGCAAAAACAUAGUUCCACUCUACGAUCUCUUGCUGGAGAUGCUGGACGCUCACCGCCUGCAUGCCCCAACAGCCAGGAGUGCUGCACCGAUGGAAGAGGAGAACCGGAGCCAGCUGACGACUGCAUCAGCUUCUUCUCAUUCCUUGCAGUCUUUUUACAUAAACAGCAAAGAAGAGGAAUAUGCAGAAUACAAUAUAAACAAAAGUCAGCAUAUAUAAUGGUAUGAGAAACCCAGCAGCGUACUACCUAGCUCAUGCUUCAUUUCAUCUGCAGUGCCACCUAUGUAAACACUCCAAUGACAUCAGUAACCUGUAUUUUCCAUUUGAGUGUUUGUCAAGUGCUUGCCUAAAUUGAUUGCUUAUUUUAAUUGAAAGAUGUUUAAUUGCUAUGGACAGCCAGCAAGGAUUGGCAGGCUAAUUUAAUCUGAAUUUGCAGUGUUUUAAUUUAUUUUUGCAUGCAAGUUGGGUAAGUCCUAAUAUAAACUUAAACAUUCAUUUUACCAUAAAUUAAUAGGCCAUACUAGCCAUGCAUAUUGGUAUCUUCCUGAGUGGGAGCCUUUGUUGAUAUUCACCCCAAAUUCUGAGCCCAUUUAAUCCUUGAAUUGCUUGAAACUUUGAAGAAGUUUGGUAGAUUCUGAAUGAGUAUUAGUGAGGGAUAACGGAAAGUUGAUUGGCAUCUUAGUGUGUCACAGUGAAGCUGUACUGCUAGUGUCUGCCUUGGUAGUCUAGGUAGAUUCCUGCCUCUUUUCUUCCUACAGUGGAAAGUAUCCCCUUUCUUAAAAUUUCUGUUUUGCCUUACUGGCUUACAUCAGCAGAUAGCUCCCUUUCAAGAUCAUACUGACCAAACUUUUAGGUCCUCUUAUCAUAUCUUCUAGCCAAAUUGCAUUGUGUGUAUCCUAUCUUAUAAUAUAAAGCUAAUUUUUUCUGUUGCUCAGCAGUGUUUAAAACAAGGGCAAAAUGGCAAGCAAUGAUACUGUAGAUAAUUGCUCUUGAGUCAGACCACAUAAGUACAAAAAAAAUCAUCAUGCCAGAAAAGAACCACCA
This is a messenger RNA of Oxyura jamaicensis (ruddy duck), 2772 nucleotides long. RefSeq names its product estrogen receptor 1 (gene ESR1). Lineage: Eukaryota; Metazoa; Chordata; Aves; Anseriformes; Anatidae. Gene Ontology annotation, molecular function: zinc ion binding; sequence-specific DNA binding; nuclear estrogen receptor activity. The record is from RefSeq and is a predicted model, not a curated record. Gene Ontology annotation, biological process: regulation of DNA-templated transcription; steroid hormone receptor signaling pathway. Gene Ontology annotation, cellular component: nucleus.